This is a messenger RNA of Neospora caninum, 5568 nucleotides long. RefSeq lists its product as hypothetical. Lineage: Eukaryota; Apicomplexa; Conoidasida; Eucoccidiorida; Sarcocystidae. The record is from RefSeq and is a predicted model, not a curated record. The coding region runs from base 1 to 5568 and encodes 1855 amino acids. Gene Ontology annotation, molecular function: RNA binding; ATP binding; RNA helicase activity. The transcript is spliced from 17 exons.
AUGAGCACAUCCUCUUCUUCUCGUCGGAGACGCCGGGACUCCGGCUCCUCCAGCGAGGACGGCCACAGAGCCUCUUCCCGCUCGUACUGCGGCACUUCGCGGAGCACGCGGCGAGACGCGCUUGAUGAUCGAGGCCGCAGCUCGGCUUCGCACUACUCGUCGCGUUACUCUUCCUCUUCGCGGGCGACCGCACCUCGCGACUCGGGCCAAAGGCCGAGCAGUCGCAGAGCGCGCGGUCGCGAAGAGGAAGACAGAGACUCUCGCCCGUGCCGAUCGGGACGCGAAGACCGAGGAAGAGGUGCGAGGCCCGAGGAGAGACUCGGACGCUCCGAGAGUGGCUACGAGAGAAGCAAGCGCGACAGAGGCAGCAGAGGACGGAGGCGCAGCGAGAGCGACAGCCGAUCGCCGUCCAGAGGAGAGGGAAGGCGCGACAGGCGCAAGGCAGAGCGGGAGCCGGACCGCGAGAGAUGCCGGAGUAGACGCGAAGGAGACAGGAGACGCGACGGCGAACGGCCGUCCCGUUCGGUCUCAGACAGCGACAGCGACGGCGACAGGCAGUGGUACAAGAGGAGACGAAGAAGUGAAGAGAAGGGCGCGACGAGGGAGGACAAGACUGCGACGGAGAGAGAGACAGAGAAACGCGAGAGGGAGAAGAACGCGGAGGAGAAGGGAGACAGCAAGGGCGCAGCUUUCGUAGAGGAAGGGAAAGCGCGCCUUGACCGCCUCAAACAACUCGCGAGAGAGAGUUGCUCAAAUGGAGAAAAGGAAGUUCACGAGACGGCUGUGGCAAAGCAGGACGCGUCACCCUCUCCUUCGGCAUCGAAGUCGCUGAAAAAAGCCGAGAGCCCAGAGGCCGAGACAGAGGCGGGGAAAGGCUCCGUGGCCCAGCCAGGAAAGGAGGGCUCGAAGAUAAGCCGGCUCGAGCGAUUUAAAGCCCUUCAACAGCUGAAGCAAACGUCUGGUUCGUCGUCCUCUCUUCCGUCACCUCAAGCAUCCUCCCCAGACAGUCAGUCCAGCCUCGUCUCCGCGGGGAAAAGCCAAAGCGCCGCACCGGACAAGGCGCCCGGGGCUACGCGUUUCCAGGCCCCGGCCUCAAAGGCGUCUCUCGCCCCGUCUGUAGACAAACGAGACACUCCACAGCCGCGUCUCCGGCACCUCGGAGACACAGCGGCGGUCCAGGCCGCGAAAGCCGCCGCCUCGGCGGCUGCGGUCGCGGUUGCGGCUCUGGCGGCGCAGACGCUUUCCGCGAGCCGAGGAGGCCGAGAUGCCACUGAGGGCAAGAAGGCGGAAGGGAGAUCCGAGGAGGGACGAGGAGACAGAGUGAAGAAACCGUCGCUUCCGAGUGCAGAGGACGACAGUGGGGACGUGGGGGGCGGCAAGGGUGAGGGCAAGGAGGAAAGCGAGAGAGAGGUCGAGAUGAGCGCAGGAGACAGGGACGAAGCCCCGGCAGGCGGGGAGAAGGCGGCAGCUCUUGAGGCAAAAGGGAGGGAAGAGCGGGCAGGCGACGAAGAGGAAGACACAAGAGAGAGAGAGGGUCAUGACGACGAGCAAGCUGGACAGCAAGGACGAGGCUCGAAAAAGAAAGUGAGCAAGGCGAAGGAGAGGAAGCAGCGCCAGGUGGUGCUUCUGAAAACCAUUGCGAUGAAGACGCAGAAGGAAUGCACAUCCGGCGACCCUCUGGACGCGUUCAUGACGGCACUUGAGUCGGAAGCGAAAGAAGAGCUGGACGCAGCGAAGGAGGAGGAGCGCGGCCGCGUUGCGCAGCUGCGGUGUCUGAACACGAAGGGGAAGAAGGAAGCGCCGAAAGAGAAAAAGGAUCCGGCUGCCGGUGCUGGCACCAAUCGAAGUAUUUCUCUGGAGGAGAUCUCGAGAUGGGCCGAAAUUGAGCACCAGUUCAUUCCUGUGAAGCCUGAAGGCGAAACCUCAACCGAGCAGGGAGGGCCGACCUCUUCGUCUCCGGUUAAAGCAGAGCAAGCGGAUGACCAUGAGUCUUUGUCAACACCCGCUUCUCUGCCGUCCGUUUCUUCUCGCGAGGCAUCUCCGGCGCCGCGCCUGCAGACUCUCGAGAAAGGCGAGGAAGUGAACAAUCGCGAGGAGACUCCUCCAGAUCCUGUUAAGGCUUCUGCGAACCACAUCGCAGCUGAAGCAGCUAGGAAACAACACGCGGACGGGGGGCGCUCCCCCGUGCGAGUCAAGAGUGAGCCAGCUGACGCCGGAACCUCCGAAACCAUUAGUUGGGCUCCACCGGCGCCGGAGGGGCCGAGAGACAUGGAGGUCGACGCAGCGGCGGAGGCAGACGCAGCGGCGGAGGCGGCGGCAGCCGUCGCGGGGGCGAGUGCUGCCGGUGAGGAAGGCGCGAAGGACGAGGAUGAUGCAUACUACCGCGUGUUCAUGGAGGAGAUGAAGAAGAAGAAGGAAGAAGCGCAGAAGCGCGCGGAAGAGAGAGAGAAACGCUUGAAGAUGACUCGAGCAGUGAUGUCAGGAGCGGAUCCUGGCGCUGGAGAGAGGAAAAAGAAGAAAAAGAGGAAUGAAGACGAGGAGGACGAGCGCGUCUUUUCGGACGGUGAAGAGGAGGAGUCAAGUAGCGAGGACGAGGACGGAAAGGAGAAAGGUGCCCAGGGGGGAGAUGAAAAUCUUUCGUAUUUCGACCUCCUCUUGAAAGUCGGAGCAAAGAAACAGCUGCCCACAGUCGACCACGAAGCAUCCGCGUAUCCUCCGAUCAAGAAGAAUCUGUACAUUCAAGUGAAAGAGAUAACGUGCAUGAAAGACCACGAGGUUGACGCCCUCCGAAAGACUCACGGAAACAUCAAAGUCCGGGGAAAACAGUGUCCUCGACCCAUCACAACUUUCUUUCAGUGCGGGCUGCCCGACAAAAUCGUCAAGUACCUCACGCUUCGCGGGAUCACGGCGCCAUUCCCGAUUCAGAUGCAGGCGAUUCCCUGCCUCAUGUGUGGACGAGACGUGAUCGCUGUGGCUGAGACUGGCAGCGGCAAGACGCUGGCGUACGGUCUCCCGUUGAUUCGCCACGUGCUCUCUGUGAGACAGCAGUACAAGACCUAUCUGGCGAGCAAGAAACUUGAGGCGGAGACAGGGGAAGGCGAAGAAGACGGAGACAAAAAGAUCCAGAAAGCUCCGACCGAGGAGAAGAAAAGUGGAAAAGAGAAAGUUGUCGUCUACAAAGAUUUCAAAGACGGCGCCAUUGCCUUGGUGAUUGCUCCGACGCGGGAGUUGUGCGUCCAGAUCUUCAAGGAAAUCAAUCGUUGCUGCAAGCUGGUGGACCUCAGUGCGGUUGCAUGCUACGGAGGGGCGGGGAUUGGCAGUCGCUUGUGCAUCAAGGACCGGAAAGGCUCUCAGCGUCCCCAGACCGCUCUCGCUUUCGUUCGACUCGUCUGCCAACUGGGUGCGAUCAAGAGAGGGGUUGAGGUGAUGGUCGGCACUCCUGGGCGUCUCAUUGACAUUCUGACGAUGAACGGAGGCCGCGUGACUUCACUCAAACGCGUGACAUUCAUCGUCUUGGAUGAGGCAGACCGCAUGUUCGACUUUGGCUUCGAACCCCAAGUCACGUCCAUCAUCGCUUCGUCGAGGCCAGAUCGCCAAACAUGUCUCUUCUCAGCCACCUUCCCUCCCCACAUCGAAGCGCUAGCUCGUCGCAUUCUGCAGAAACCCGUGGAGAUUAUCGUCGGCGAGAAGGGCCGAACGGCAGCGAAUGUCCAGCAGUACGUGGAAGUCAUGGACGAGGAGAGAAAGUUCUUCAGAUUACUGCAGCUUCUCGGAGAGUGGCAAGAACACGGUUCGGUUAUCAUUUUCGUCAAUCGCCAAGUCGAGGCCGAUGAACUCUUCACGGAACUCCUCAAGUAUGGCUACCAAGCCGCGACGCUUCACGGUGGCCAGGACCAAACAGAUCGCGAAUUCACAAUUCAAGAGUUCCAGGACGGCGUGCGCACCCUGUUGAUUGCGACGAGCGUGGCGGCUCGUGGUUUGGAUUGCCAGCGUUGCGUGUUGGUGAUCAACAUGACUUGUCCGAACCACAUCGAGGAUUACGUCCACCGCAUUGGGCGAACCGGACGCGCAGGCCGCAUCGGCGUUGCUUACACUUUCUUGACGAAGGACGACGCCGACAAAGCUGAUGAUCUGGAAAAGGCGCUUACGCAGUCGGGGCAGCCGGUCCCUCAGGCGCUUUCCGAUUUGUCGUCGCAGUACAAGCAGGAGUGCAAUUUGGGGUUGCACGAGAAGAAGAAAGGAGGCGGUUUCGGCGGUCGCGGCUUCUCGUUUUCUGCCUCGGAAAAGAGCCGGCAGCAGCGCGAGCGCCAACAAGCCAAGAAGGAGCUCGGCAUCGAGAAGGACGGCGAGGACGAAGAGUUCUUCGACUCGGAUCUUCUCGCACCGGACGACGUUCUCGGGCCGUCGGCGGACCGCAGCGAGGAUUCGGGAGUCCGAGGUCCGCCCGCCGCGGGCUUAGAUCCAGUCACGGGGUUGCCGGUGAAUUUCAACGCCUCCGACGUUCUCAAAUCCUUUUCCGAUGGAAAUUCGCUGCAGUCAGCCGUCGCCGAGGCCGCGGCCAAGGCAGCCGCUCUCGCGCAGAGACAAGCUGCCUCUUUCGGCACGGGCGUGGCGAACUCCGAAGGCGCGGAGCGCGCGCGGGCCGUCGCCGAGUUGCUCAGGCGCCAAGAUGAAGAGAAGCUGCGGUCAGUCGUACCGCCUCCACCACCUCCAGGCGCACCCUUGGCGCCGGCUGCUGCAGGCGACACAUCGACGUUGUCGAUCCCUCAGCAGGCGGAGCGUAUGGCCCAGAACGCCGUGCAGCACAUUGUGGAUCCCAUCGAGCGCGCCAGGCACUUUGCCGCAGUCAAGCAGUCGCUGACAAACUACCUGACUUCGAGCCGAGCCUCGGCGGCCGCUGGAGCCGCGACCGCCUCGACGACCGGUCUCACGCCGAGUCAGCAUCAGCAACAGCUCGCCGUGGCGGCUGCGGCGGCGACCGCGGCGGCUGCGGCUGCGGGCGGCGGAGACGAAGUCGCUGAGGCGGCUACUCAGGCUCUGGAACUCUUGAAGAGUGGAUCACAAAGUCUCACGGCCUCCAUGGCCCUCCAGGCAAACCUCGCGAAACUGCGAAAUAUGUCGAGCCAAACAGCUCAGAGUGUGGCGGCGGCCUUGGCGGUUUUGUCUCCGGCGAAUGCAACGCUUGGCAAGAUCCGCGGCCUCAGUGAACGCGGGUACAAAUGUCCCAACACCGGGAACUUCGUGGAUGAAUUCGAAAUCAACGACUACCCGCAGAUUGCGAGAUACAAGUUCACGCAGAGAGAUGUGCUCAACCGGCUGAUGGAGGAGACGGGUGCAGUCCUCUACGUGAAAGGCCAGCACGUGGAGCCGAAAGAAAAACACAAAAUCAAACUCGCCCCGGGAGCGAAAUACCUGCACGUGGAGAUCAUCGGCGCGACUCCGAUCAUUGUCCAGCGUGCAAGGAAUGAAUGCCGACAGUUGCUGGAGGCGCUGGCUGUGCGGUCGUUGAACACAAGCAACACACAGACGGCGCGAGCUAUCACCGGCCGUUACAACAUUUGGAGUUAG